Anopheles nili is the source of this 1072-nucleotide messenger RNA. RefSeq names its product U5 small nuclear ribonucleoprotein 40 kDa protein. Gene Ontology annotation, molecular function: protein binding; RNA binding. The coding region runs from base 20 to 1072 and encodes 350 amino acids. The record is from RefSeq and is a predicted model, not a curated record. NCBI's taxonomy places the organism in Eukaryota, Metazoa, Arthropoda, Insecta, Diptera, Culicidae. Gene Ontology annotation, cellular component: catalytic step 2 spliceosome. The transcript is spliced from 3 exons.
CAAACAUUAAAACGUAAAAAUGAAUUCCACUGCCAUUAAGCGGCCAUCCGACGCGUUAGUUCCUGCAUCAAAUGCGAAAAAAUCUCGCACAGAUAUCGUGUCCUACACAGCCAAAGACAAGCAACUUCUUGAGCGGAAUGUAGAACGUACAUCCGGCUUACUGGGUCCCAUUAUGCUAUUGGAAGGACAUGGUGGUGAGAUAUUUUCUACAGAAUUUCAUCCCGAAGGAGAACACCUGCUAUCCACCGGAUUUGACCGUCAAAUAUUUCUCUGGAAGGUUUACGAUGAGUGUGAAAACGUUGGCGUGUUGAGUGGCCAUUCAGGAGCUGUGAUGGAAGCACAUUUCUCGCCAGAUGGUUCCAACAUCUACAGUUGUGCUACGGACAAAGUUAUUGGCGUUUGGGAUGUACCAACAUGUACUCGUAUACGCAAGUUGAAGGGUCAUGCACAUUUUGUAAACAGCUGCAGUGGUGCACGUCGUGGACCUACACUAAUCGUUUCGGGUUCUGAUGAUUGUUCGAUCAAAAUUUGGGACGCCCGAAAAAGACACGUCGUGAGUACGCUUGAUAACAACUAUCAAGUGACUGCGGUGUGCUUCAACGAUACAGCCGAACAAGUUGUUUCAGGUGGUAUCGAUAACGAGAUCAAGGUUUGGGACAUACGCAAGAAAGAGAUUGUUUAUCGUCUGCGUGGUCACACAGAUACUGUGACCGGAUUGUCACUCUCUCCAGACGGUUCGUACGUUCUCAGCAAUUCAAUGGACAAUACGUUACGAAUUUGGGAUAUUCGCCCUUACGUAGCCGGAGAACGUUGCGUGAAGGUAUUUACCGGACAUCAGCAUAAUUUUGAGAAAAAUUUGCUUAGAUGCGCUUGGUCUCCGGAUGGAUUAAAAAUCAGCGCUGGUUCAGCAGACAGAUUCGUGUACGUGUGGGACACAACCUCGAGGCGUAUCUUGUACAAACUACCGGGUCACAAUGGAAGUGUAAAUGAUAUCGAUUUUCAUCCUACGGAACCAAUCAUCGUGUCUGGUUCAAGUGACAAAACAUUAUAUCUCGGCGAAAUUGAAGCUUAA